GCUUCAUUGCAAAACCAACAGAACAAUGGCAAACAUUUUCCAAUCGGUAUUGAUUUUUAGUGCGAUUGCAGUUACUCUUUGUCAUGCAGGACCGGCCAAAUUGGAUAAAAUUCGCACAACAAGGAAUAGGUUCCUUGCUCGUCAAGAAGUGAUGGCCGAUGAGGACAUACCAGCUCAGACUCCAUACCCCCCAGCUGGAAUUCGACCAAAAGUUCCCUUUGAUCUUCCCACAGAAGAGAGGCUUGCGGCACCGGUUAAUCAUUAUCUCCCCCCAUCGACUGAUGCAGCUAUGUUCUAUUCUGCGCCAGCUGAAUUUUAUGGACCGCCAGCUGAGACUUAUGGUCCACCUGAGGUCAACAAUGAAGAUGGAAAUGGAAAGAGUGUAACAGAAGGUCCAGAAGAAGAAACAGAAACAGAAACACAAACUGAGGAUGCCCAGACAGUAGAAACUGUAACUGAAGAAACUGAUAUUGUUGAACUACCUGAAGAAGAGAAACCAGCAACGAUUGAUGAAGACAAGGCUGACGAUGCAGAGGCCUCUGAAGAUAACUUUAUCCCAGAACGUUUGGUUUUGGCUAAAAGUAAAAGUGCUAUAAAGGCUGCUAAACUCAAACAAUUUGCUCCUUUAACACAUAAAACUUCUAGGGCUCAGUUCUAUUUGAUCAAUGGGUCUUUAUACACUGUUGCCUAA
Eupeodes corollae is the source of this 691-nucleotide messenger RNA. RefSeq lists its product as uncharacterized. The record is from RefSeq and is a predicted model, not a curated record. The coding region runs from base 26 to 691 and encodes 221 amino acids. The transcript has a single exon. Lineage: Eukaryota; Metazoa; Arthropoda; Insecta; Diptera; Syrphidae.